GUCAGAAGAGCUGAGCGCUACAGUAACGAAGAUGCCGAUGCAGGAGGUGCCGCCAGCGCCAAACUUACUCGAGACGUCUUUCGGCGCCGCGAUACUAGAGGAGAAGCAAGGCAUAAAAAAGUCGAACCAAGAAGACUAUGCUGGAAGGGAAGAUCUUCAGCAAGGUGACAUGCAACGCAAUCUAGACAGGGACCUAGAUCCCUACUAUCUCGAUGAUCAUGAACGAGGACAGGGGCCUUCGAACAUGAUCGGGGCUACAGGUUUUUUAAACGCUGUUCCGACUGGCCCAUCAGGAGAUGUUUCGUGCAGUCCACAGAAGCCGGUCGGAAAGCACACACGGGAAAUCAAGUACAAAUUGUAUGGAACCGAGCCGCCACUGAAAUGGACGCGUGGUGGCCUUGGCGAAGGAAAGAAAAGACGGCUGAACGAACCACUUUACGGAAGUAUAGACGGCCGCGGGGUGUUCUACGAAAGCUUGCUGCGCAAUAUCGAUGAUAUGCGGGCUCGGCAUGAGUGUUACAAAGCAGAAGUUGUCCAGAAUCUAACCCAGUUGCGGAACGCAGCGACAGAGCAAGCACAAGAGAAAGUGAGAAAAGCGCGAGCGGCAGAGCGAGCGCAACAGAUAUCUCGGAAGCGAGUCCUCGAGGAACAGUGCAACUUCGGACUUGAUUUCGGUCCGAAAACAUUGAAUAACGAUACCGCGG
This is a messenger RNA of Amoebophrya sp. A25, 704 nucleotides long. NCBI's taxonomy places the organism in Eukaryota, Dinophyceae, Syndiniales, Amoebophryaceae. The record is from the annotation of a GenBank genome assembly.